AUGGAAGAUUAUGAGGUAAUUGUGCCUUUUCAGUCUCUUCAAGCUCUAGGAUGCCAUGUUGAUGCAGUUUGCCCCAAGAAGAAAGCUGGUGAAAUCUGUGCAACUGCUGUCCAUUAUUUUGAAGGUGACCAAACAUACAGUGAGAAGCCGGGCCAUAAUUUCACUUUAACAGCUGACUUUGAAGCUCUAUAUGUCUCAAGUUAUGACGCUCUUGUAAUCCCUGGAGGUCGAGCCCCAGAAUAUUUGGCAUUGGAUGAGAAAGUUAUUGCAUUAGUGAAGCAAAUUGUGGAAGCCAGGAAACCAAUUGCAUCCAUCUGCCACGGGCAGCAGAUUUUAGCUGCUGCUGGUGUUCUACAGUAUAGCCGCGCGGCUAUACUCUUUAAUAAUUCUAUUUAUGCCUCACGGUUCAAAACAAGUCUAUUUUUAAAAUAG
This is a messenger RNA of Prunus armeniaca (apricot), 432 nucleotides long. The record is from the annotation of a GenBank genome assembly. NCBI's taxonomy places the organism in Eukaryota, Viridiplantae, Streptophyta, Magnoliopsida, Rosales, Rosaceae.